This is a messenger RNA of Drosophila obscura, 1797 nucleotides long. RefSeq lists its product as uncharacterized. The transcript has 2 exons. The record is from RefSeq and is a predicted model, not a curated record. NCBI's taxonomy places the organism in Eukaryota, Metazoa, Arthropoda, Insecta, Diptera, Drosophilidae. Bases 1 to 1797 code for a protein of 598 amino acids.
AUGGAGCCACGUUGGGCACUUUUGAUAUUGAUUUUGACUCUGCCAUUUGCCCUGGCGUUGAAGAAAGGCAAAACAGCGCCACAGAAGAAGUCUACGCCAAGGGAAAACUACUUCAUAAAAUCCUCAGAGUGUCGCAUUCGGAAUGUGCAACAAAUGCCAACGAAUGCCACGAACAAUAGGCAGGAUGCUGAUUUUAGUGAGUGCUAUCAAGAUUAUGAUUUGAUCAGCACACGCUUCCACGACAAAUACCAGCGAUAUUUGCUGCACAUCAACGAACUUCUCUCGCAAUUGAUUGUUGGGUACAGUUGCAGUUAUCUGGCGAUACAAAGGGGCACCCAAAUCGUACGUAAAGAGGUGCCCUUUCGGGAUGGCUAUGUGGUGCCGCCGGAGGUGGAGGGCAUGAUAGCCAGCUGCAGCAAUAGCCUGGGGAAAGUGCUCCAAGCCAAGGCCUUGACCUUUGUACAGCCACGCAGUGGAGCGCGUAAAGCGCCCAAACACCGGAGACACCGUAAAGCCAAUGUCAUUAUGAUCAGUAUGGGUGCCAUUUCUCGUUUGAAUUUUCGCAAAAACCUCCCAGAAUUGGGCAAACACCUGCAAAUGGAGGGCUGGUACGAGAUGCAAGGCUACGGCAGUGUGGGCCAAGGCCUCAUGCCCAAUCUGAUGGCCAUACUGUCGGGCUACAGUCCCGACACGUGGAAGAACAUGGAGUGCCAGUCGCAGCAAUUUGGCUGCUUGGAUGCGCUACCUUUGAUUUUUGAUCACUUCAAGCGGCAUGGCUAUCUGACGGCCUACGGCGAGGAUAUGAGCUACCAAAAUCCCUUUGCAUUCGCAACGUCCAGCCUCGACUAUUAUGCCCAGGGAAUGAGCACUGAAAUGCCCAGCAAUUGCCUUGGCAGACUGCUGAAUAUUCGCUAUGUCUAUGAAUUCUGGCAGCAAUAUCUGGAGCAGCACUUGCCGAUGGGACCGGCCCAGCCCCUGUUUGGACUCUUCCGGACAAACAGCUGGAACUACGACCUCUUUGAGGGUGGUAAUAUACUGGAACCGUUUGUUAUGGAAUACUUUCAGCGCUUCAUUGAGCUGGGACUCUUCAAGCACUCGAUUGUGAUGCUCUUCAGCGAUGGCGGUGGAGGCCUUGCGGAGAGCCUCCUGUCCAUGCUGUUCAUUUGGCUGCCGCCUUGGUUUCGCGCCAAGCAUCCGGAAGCGGUGCAGGCCUUGAAGACCAAUAGCCAACUGCUGACAUCCCCAUACGACCUGCAUCUCACCCUCCGGCACAUUGUGGAGCUGGGCGAGCGGUGGCCCCAGGCUGUGGCCGAGCUGCAGGACUGUCCCAAGUGCCAGACACUGCUGGCGCCAAUGAACGAGAGCCGCACCUGCCCGGAUGUGGGUAUAGGUGAUGCCACAUGCCCCUGCAACACCUACAAGCCACUUGGCAGCAGGAAAACGAGGCAACUGCCACUGGGUGAGCUUCUUGUGCGGGGCAUAAACGACUAUUUGCACCAGAGAAACCUCCAGGAGCUCUGCUCCAACCUCACCCUCAAGGCCGUCACAGCCGUGUCCGUUCGUGUGGAGAGGCAGCAUCCCAAGUCCCCCCACAUGGACACCUAUCGCGUGACAUUCAGGGCCCAGCCCAGCCGUCCAGAGUUCGCCGGAACCAUUCGCUUUGACCACAAACUGCAGACAAUGGGCGACCUGAAUGUGGGUUCCAUUCAGAGAUUGGAUCCCUAUCGAAAGGAUUCCGAAUGCAUGAAAAAACUCACGGGCAAGAGGUUUUCUGCCAGCAUGCCCGUGCUCAAUUGA